Aspergillus clavatus NRRL 1 is the source of this 1176-nucleotide messenger RNA. RefSeq lists its product as uncharacterized. NCBI's taxonomy places the organism in Eukaryota, Fungi, Ascomycota, Eurotiomycetes, Eurotiales, Aspergillaceae. Bases 1 to 1176 code for a protein of 391 amino acids. The transcript has a single exon. The record is from RefSeq and is a predicted model, not a curated record.
AUGUCACAUUCGCCCACUAUGGCCUCGGAUGGGCUCAAUGCCGCGCCGCCUCCUCCGUCAAACCUCCUCGAUCUCCCCUUCAAUAUUCAGACGCUUCGCUCCAAGUUCUUCACCCUCGACGCGCCCGUGACCAUGUCCCUCUCCGAAUUCAACGCCGCCUGGCGCUUCCUCGACAACAUCUACGUGCGCAACCAGACCCGGCAGAGCAACGGUCGCACUAUCGAAUAUUACUGGUGCCGAUUAUGGCGCAAGACAGCACAUCAAUCGCGGAUCGCUCCGGAGGAGCGCAAGCGCAAGCGCACGGUCCGCGCGCCGGUCGCGUGUCCCUGCCGCGUUAAGGCGGUCACCGAGGGCGCGAUGAUCACCUUCUCGCGGCUUGGGGAGGCCCACAACCACGAGUACGCGGCGCUGGAACAUAAGGUCACCUCCGGGGUGCGGGAGCUGGCGGCCAAGGAGGUGUCCAAGGGGUACAAGCCGAGUGAGAUCGCGCAGAUUCUCAAGAGUACAGGGAACGGGAAUAUGGAUACGCUGCUGGCGGCGGGCGGGAGUGGGUUGACUCUGAAGGACAUCCACAAUGCGCGACAGUCGCAGACGCGGCGCAAGUCGAUGCCGCCUGAGCGGAAGGAGCCAACGGAGCGGGAUGAGCAGGCCAGCCGGGCGGCGGCGCUGCGGGGGGAACACAUCCGGGAGGUGCUAGACGGACUACAUCGGAAAUACCAUGAGCUAGAGUCGUUGACGGCGAGGUGGCCAGCGGAGGCGCGGGAGGAAGCGAUCGAAAGCUGGAUCAAGGAGCUGGAUGAGCGCACGCAGAGCCUACGACGGGAAUCCUUGGAGACGAUCCGGAACCGGCUGAAACCGCAGUUCCAAUGGGCGUUGAUGGUGGUCCAGCCGACAAUCGCAACGCCGACACAGAAUGCACCCGGCCUGAUCCCACCGGUCUACAGUGCACCGCCGGGUCUGCAUCCACCGCCUGGUUUCAUUGCUACCCCCGUUCGUAUAGCCGCACCUGUGCAGAGUGCCACCCUCGGUCCGAGUCCGAGAGCGGCCUUUGGCGCAAGUUCUCCAGGUUCGGAAAGUGUAGCCCCUGUUUCUGUGGCACAACCCGGUCCUGUAGCAGCAACACCCGGGUCUGUAGGGAACGUAGCGGUGAAGUCACCUCCAAGCGAUGACACAUGA